GCUGGGGGGAGAGAGCCCGAGAGCGGGGUUCGGUGCCUUUUCCUCUGUCCCCAGCCGGUGCCCGUAGCCCCCCUCCCCUUCCUCCCCACCCCCUCCCCUCCCCGGCCCUGCCCUCCCCCUUGUCCCGGGAUCGCUCCGUCGCACCCACCAUGAUGGAAGACGACGGGCAGCCCCGGACUCUACAAGGACUGCUACAUCUUCCUAGGUCUUACCCCUGCAGCACUUAGUUCACUGCCUGGAACGUAAGAGACACACACAAGCUAAGACAUAUGGUUCUAUCAUCAGAAAACAAUAUGGUGUUUAUAGCCUAGAUACGUAGGUAACCUCUCCAGAGAUGUGACAGAAGUUCUUAUUCUUCAGUUAUUCAGUCAGAUUGGACCCUGUAAAAGCUGUAAAAUGAUAACAGAGUCAUGGGAUACAGUUUAUGAAGGAUUAUGAUGCAUAAAUAGAAUUCAUCCCUUUGAAAAUAAUGUUGGGAGAGAAGAGCAGUGCAACCCGAUAGCAGAAGGGUCAACUCUUCUGUUGGAUUUUCUGUUUUGCAGCAUACAAGCAAUGACCCAUAUUGCUUUGUGGAAUUUUAUGAACACAGAGAUGCAGCUGCUGCAUUAGCUGCUAUGAAUGGGAGAAAAAUUUUGGGAAAGGAGGUCAAAGUAAACUGGGCAACAACACCAAGUAGCCAGAAAAAAGAUACUUCCAAUCACUUCCACGUGUUUGUUGGGGAUUUGAGUCCAGAAAUUACAACAGAAGAUAUCAAAUCAGCAUUUGCCCCCUUUGGUAAAAUAUCGGAUGCCCGAGUAGUUAAAGACAUGGCAACUGGAAAAUCCAAAGGCUAUGGCUUUGUAUCUUUUUAUAAUAAACUGGAUGCAGAAAAUGCAAUUGUGCAUAUGGGAGGUCAGUGGUUGGGUGGUCGUCAAAUCAGAACCAAUUGGGCCACACGUAAACCACCUGCACCUAAAAGUACACAAGAAAAUAACACUAAGCAGUUGAGAUUUGAAGAUGUAGUAAACCAAUCAAGUCCAAAAAAUUGUACUGUGUACUGUGGAGGAAUUGCUUCUGGGUUAACAGAUCAGCUUAUGAGACAGACAUUCUCACCAUUUGGGCAAAUUAUGGAAAUCAGAGUUUUUCCAGAGAAGGGCUACUCAUUUGUCAGAUUUUCUACCCAUGAAAGUGCGGCCCACGCCAUUGUUUCGGUGAAUGGUACUACAAUUGAAGGACAUGUUGUUAAAUGCUAUUGGGGUAAAGAAUCUCCUGAUAUGACUAAAAACUUCCAACAGGUCGACUAUAGUCAGUGGGGCCAGUGGAGCCAAGUUUAUGGAAACCCACAACAGUAUGGACAGUAUAUGGCAAAUGGGUGGCAAGUACCACCUUAUGGAGUAUAUGGGCAACCAUGGAAUCAACAAGGAUUUGGAGUAGAUCAAUCACCUUCAGCUGCUUGGAUGGGUGGAUUUGGUGCUCAGCCUCCCCAAGGACAAGCCCCUCCCCCUGUAAUACCUCCUCCCAACCAGGCUGGAUAUGGCAUGGCCAGUUACCAAACACAGUGAGCUGGGACUCUAAACAAAAUGUAAUUCAUGAUAGCUUCAAUUUCCUUGUGACACUCUGAAGACAUGAAAGUAGACAUCGGAAAAUGAAAAUAUUUAUUUUAAAAAUUGAAAUGUUUGGAACCUUUAGCACAGCUUUGCUUUGGUGAAGGACACAUGUCUUCUAGUUCUGCCUUUUUAAGUUUUUGUUCAUGAUGGAUAUGAACAUGAUUUUUCUUUGUGUACAAAAACUACAAUAAAGUCAAUUAAGACAAUUCUGACUACAAAUUUUGAUAUAAUAGGAGAAAUGGGUAAUACAUUUUGAUUCUUAGAUACUAUUCCAUUUUUAUCUUGCUGUUCAGUAUUUUAACUCACUGUGUUUUUAAAAGAGCAAAAAAGGGAGGAUCAUGGAAAACUGGGAAUCACAAAUAAGUUCAUCUUGAACCUUGAUACUCCCCUCCCCUCCCCCAAGGUGGACCACAUUUGAAGUCAGCAGAAAAAAAGUGUGAUAUUGAGAAGAAAUGCAUGAUUUUGGAGUCGCUUUGGAGGAAAUACUUUCUCUGUGCCUAAAGAAACUGAAGCCAGACUGAUAAAAGAAAUUUUGCAACCUAAAUAAGGAACAGCAUUGUCUGACUUACUUGAGCAAAUAUUGGUGAUCCAGAUUAAGACAUAUUUUUAAAACUUUAAAAAGUAUUGAUUAUUAAAACUGUAGUAAAUUACAUUUCAUUUUGGGGGGAAAUUUCCAAGUAUGGUGUUUGUAUUAAAGUCAGACAGUCAUACUUAUGCUUUUACAUGAAGUUUAAAUGAUAUACAUUGUAAAUAUUGAAUACAGUGUUUAAAAAGCAUGCUUCAA
Balaenoptera acutorostrata (minke whale) is the source of this 2370-nucleotide messenger RNA. RefSeq names its product TIA1 cytotoxic granule associated RNA binding protein like 1 (gene TIAL1). Gene Ontology annotation, cellular component: cytosol. The coding region runs from base 615 to 1541 and encodes 308 amino acids. NCBI's taxonomy places the organism in Eukaryota, Metazoa, Chordata, Mammalia, Artiodactyla, Balaenopteridae. The record is from RefSeq and is a predicted model, not a curated record. Gene Ontology annotation, molecular function: mRNA binding; DNA binding. The transcript has 15 exons.